UGAAUAACAUUGUCGUCAUUUCCGGUAUCAUGGCCACCAAAACAGUGGCAAGAAUUUGUCUGCUCGGUCCAAAACUUGGUUUCAUGGGUCCGCUGUAUCUCUGAAGCGCCACUCUGGCUUUCCGGAUCUUUAAGAUCCGACUAUGGUGCGGCACUUAGCACCAAUUUGUGCGUUUGCGUUAAAAUAUGGCAUUUGAAUCCAUGUUCGUCAGCAGUUGGUAGUUAGCCGUAAACUUUGGCUUGCAGAUUAGCACUAUGCAAAGAUAAGUUUAGCAAAAAAAAAAAAAGUUUCUGCAAAGGGCACCUAAUGGAGCAAACACUACUUAUUGUAAACCUGAAAGAAUUUAACUCCGAUUAUUACUGAUAUUACUCAUGGCUUGUAGUUCUGGUUCCAAUGCAAAAAUGUCCAGUCCAAAUGUCAGCACACCGGCGAUGGCGGUGACGCCAGACGCCGUGGAUCAGAAGACAAGCCCGGUGGUAUUUGAGAUUUACGGAAAGAUCUGGAACGUGCAGGCUCGUUUGGGUCAGGGGGUCUCGGCCUCGGUGUACCGGGUGAACGCCGGCCGAGCGAGUUCCGCAGUGAAGGAGUUUCAGGUGGACGCGCAGGGUGGAGAUUACGGGUACCUCAAGGAAAGCUCUGUGCUGGAGAAGAUUCAGGGACAUAAAAAUAUCGUGACGCUGUAUGGAAUGUUCACCAACCACAACCCAUUUGGUGUGGCCACUCAUUGCCUGUUGUUGGAGCUAUUGGAUGUGAGUGUGUCAGAAUUGCUGGUGAGGGUGAGUAAUCAGGGGCAUUCCAUGUGGUUGAUUCAGCACUGUGCCCGUGAUGUUUUGGAGGCCCUUAGCUUCCUGCACAGAGAAGGUUACGUACAUGCUGACCUCAAGCCCCGCAACAUUCUCUGGAGCGCUGAUGACGAGUGCUUUAAGCUCAUUGACUUCGGCCUUAGCUUUAAAGAGGGACACCAGGAUGUGAAGUACAUCCAGACAGAUGGAUACCGGGCACCUGAAGCAGAGCUGCAGAACUCAUUGGCCCAGGCAGGUCUGGAGAGCGACUCUGGCUGCACAGCUGCUGUGGACCUGUGGAGUCUGGGAAUCAUUCUUCUGGAGAUGUUCUCAGGAAUCAAACUGAAAGAAACUGUGAAGUCUCAGGAAUGGAAGGAUAACAGUUCUGCAAUAGUAGACCAUAUCUUUUCAAGCAAUGCUUUGGUUUACCCGGCUAUCCCUGUUUUUCAUUUAAGGGAUCUGAUCAAAAGUAUGCUUCACAAUGACCCAAAACUGAGAAGCACAGCUGAGGCAGCAUUAAUCAACCCUUUCUUCAGCAUUCCCUUUGCACCUCAUAUUGAAGAUUUGGUUCUUUUGCCUACACCUGUCUUGAGACUACUAAACGUAAUAGAUGACAGCCACCUGUAUAAUGAGGAUGAGUAUGAAGAUAUAAUAGAGGACAUGAAAGAAGAAUGUCAGAAGUAUGGCACAGUCGUAUCCUUAUUGAUCCCAAAAGAAAAUCCCGGCAAGGGACAGUUCUGUAGAUUCAUCAUUCGUAUCGUCUUGGCAGGUGUUUGUGGAGUAUGCAAAUGCUGGAGACUCCAAAGAAGCCCAGAGACUGCUAACAGGCCGAACGUUUGAUGGCAAGUUCGUGGUCACUACGUUUUAUCCACUGAGUGCCUAUAAGAGAGGUUACUUAUACCAAACUGUGCAGUAAGGCUGCACACACGCCUCCAUACAAAACAUGUAAAUUACAAUCAUGUGGCUGGUUUUAAACUCUUGAUCUGUGUAUUAAUCUAUAGUGCUACCUUUAAUAUUCACUUGUGUCACUAAGAACAACAUUGUUGUGAAUAUAGGCACACAUGCAAUUUACCUUAAGGAGAAACAUUUUAGUGCCUGCUUCCUACUUCCUUUUUUACUAAACGAUCACACCAUAAUAAGACAAUUACAUGUACCGUGUGAUAGCUGGUUGCCAGAGAUUCAAUACAUACGCUUCCAUACUUUGUCAUUUUGAUUAUUUAAUUUUUUUGUUGCAGUGAAAUUGCACUGCUUUGGUUUACACUGCCUUCUAAACAACACAUCAAUUCAGAGACUAGGUUUACAUGCUCUUUGAAUGUCUACGAUUCCAAAAAUGUGUAGUUUAUGUGGCCUGUUUUCUUCCGUUCUUUUCCGUUGAUAGUUUUAGUAAAGGUAUGUAGGUAUUUCCAGUAAUUAUGCACAUAUUUAUAAACUACUGGCAAAAUACACUGGCCUGCAUGCACUGUGGCGUGGUUAACAUUUAUGUUCAAGUUGACCAUGAAAGCUGUUUAACUGCUUUUAAACCGAAGAUGGAAAUCUGCAGAGAGAGCACAAAUAUGACAGAGUGGGUAGCCUUGUGCUACAGAUCAUUCUUAAGUGACUUUUUUUUUGCUUAUUCAGGGCUGACUGGAAUGAGACUCCAUGUCUAACAUAAAAGCCACAAUCUGUCUCAUCCAAAACCAAAUGUUUAUUGAACAAUGUAUUGUCGUUUUAGAAUUUUGAACUUGAAUUCCAAAGUAUAAUAUUAGUUUGAGUAUAAAUUGUCUAAAAACUCAUCAAAAGCACGUCAAGUGGACUUCUUCGGAAAAUACUCAAGUGUUAAAACAUGUGGUAUGUUGUGCAAAGCAACGUAACUCAUACCUUCAUAGCACACAUGUGAAGAUUCAGGAGCAAAUAAUCUACUCCAUAUCUUCAUUAAGCUGGACUGCCCUGAUUCAUUGAUAAAUAAUGCUGUUAUUGUGAGACUUGCUUGCUUUACUAUUAAAGAUACAGUAACACAACUAUGUUUCAGAAAGGCUUUUACCUCUUGUUAAAGCUGAAAUGCUUUCUAUAGAUAUGUUGAAGUCAGUUGUAUCAGCCAUAUUAAUGGAUUUUACUAUCUGUACAAUAAUGGUGAGUGAUUUUGAAGUCCUAACAUUAUUUAAAAGCUUUUCCAGUUGUGAUAGGUAUAGAGUUCCUGCUAUCAUUGUGUUUUCCAGUCAGUUUGUCUGUGAUUGCAUGAUGUUGAGUCUUUAAUAGUACUACACAGCUUUCUGACACAUGAGCAGUUGUUUGUAAGAGUGUUCUCAUUAGUUUCGUGAACAUCAGGUUGAGUGUUUUUCUUUCUACCGUCCAAUCAAUGCCAUAAUUUUCUCUAUACUGCAGUCUAGAAACAUGAUAUUCACUUCCAGGGCAGUGAGCUUUAAUAUUAGAAGUGUACAAGGCAAUGUGAGGAAAGAUCAGGCUGAUCUUCUAGAUGUAAGGUAAACUUAAAACAUGCUUUUUUGUGCAUUAGAUGGCAUUGUGGCCAAUAGUUGUUAUUUUUAGUCUCAUUUUGUUUUUUUGUUUUCUUUUUGAUAGGAGUGUUAUUGUAGGUAAAGGGCACUUUGGUUGAGCUGAUUUGCAUGUUCUUGCAUUGAGAGUGUGUGUCAUUCCAGAUCUGGGUAAUUUAUUUAAAUCUUGCGCUGAGCAUUGGAAAGAAGGUGUGAUUGAUCUAGAUUUUAUACACUCAUCUCUCUCACUCUUGCACAUUAAUGGUGACAUUUGAGAGAAUUAUGGAGAUGGUGAGCAAGAGAUCUUGGACUAUCAUGCCCAUAUGAAUCUAAAUUGCUGCCUUUAGUAAAUGUGACUCUGGGAUGGAAAGAUUCAGUUGAUGAAACAUUUGAGCUUGUCUAUGUUGAAAUGCACUGGGCGUUGGAUUGUGCUACUAAUUGUAGUUGUUACAUGUUUGGAGAAACUUUCUAAAUGCAAAGAGAGAAAUUGUAUGAGCUCAGAUGAGUGAGUGAAUGAAUGAAUGAAUGAAGUAGCCUACAAUACUGAUUUAUAGUAAGUAAACCAUUUCAUUGCCUUGCUUUAUUCCACUUCCUGUUUGAGCCAGAGAAUGCCUAUAGUGAACAAAUAAUUGGCUUUUACAGUGUUGGAUAAUAACAUAAUACAUAUACUCUGAAACAAGAAUUUCUAGUAUUAUAGGAAUAGUUCACCCAAAAAUGAAAAUUCUGUCAUGAAUUACUUGUAAGACCUUCACUCAUCUUCAGAAGACAAAUUAAGAUAUUUUUAUGAAAUUCAAGAGCUUUCUGACCCUGCAUAGACAGGGACCACGUUCAAGGCCAAGAAAGGUAGUAAGGACAUUGAUAAAAUAGUCCAUGUGACGUAAGUGGUUUAACCGCAGUGUUAUGAAACUACGAGAAUUCUUUUUGUGCACAAAAAGCUCAGAAAGCUCUCUGAUCUCAUCAAAAAUAUCUUAAUUUGUGUUCUGAAAAUGAACAAAGGUCUUACGGGUUUGGAACAGCAUGAGGGUGAGUAAUAAAUGACAGAAUUUUCAUUUUUGGGCGAAUUAUUCCUUUAAUUCCAAAAUUUAUAUUAUUAUCAUGCUAUGUAGUUUAUGAAACUACAUAGAAAUUUUUUUUGUUAUGUGAAUAGUGUAGGUCUAAUGUGAGUUAAGGAAAAUUGCUCAUAUGCAUCAGAACAUCUUUUUAACCAAUUGGAAGAUUCCAGCUUGACAAUCCAGUUGAUGUGAAGUCUUGGAUGAUGAAAAGAUUCGGAUGCAGUGAAGUGAAUAUUAGUGAAUUUUAGUUCAUUUAAAUGUGACAAUAGCAAUAGUCAAUUUAAGUGCAUUUGCACUGCCAUCCAUGCUUUAAUUAAACUCUUUAUUAAUAUAAAUCCACAAUAAAUUCUAAUUUAUCCAUUACUUUGUGCUCAAGCAAUAUCAUCAAAGCUGCUCAAAUAGAGCCCCGAGGCCCCUUCUAACACUUUGGAAAAGCACAAAGAUUUCUUUUCAUUAUUAACUACUGCAUAGAACCUGAGAUGGGUGUCUGUCAGGGAUCAUUUCAUGCUGCCUUAAUUUUUUUGUAUGCUGUAAUAAUGUCACAGUCAGUAAAUGCUAGACUGUGAGAAAAGUGCCAAAAUUGUUUCAAAGCCUUCUUUCUUCCCCCCCCCACCAGCAACCCUGGAGAAACACCCAAGGCUGCAGGGAAGCCAUAUAUAUAUAUUUAUCUUGAAUUGCAUUGAAAUAUCUUUAGAUGUGUCCAGAAACAUUAAAAUGCGUUCCAGUUGGAUACCAGAGAUCAUAUGAACAGUAAAGCACAGUGCUGGAGUUUGGCUGGCCUUUGUGUUUGUGUAGUGAAUAAUGAACCUCCCAAGAGAAAACACUGCAGGGUGUAACCACAGACAGACAUGGGAGUGAAAUGCUCUUUGGGCCUUAAUAACUCCAGAAAGGUUGGAGAACUAAAUGGCAGCUUGAACGUUGAGAAAGAUGUUGAGCUGCUGACUAGAGCAGACAUACUGAAAUUCUAAUCAGGAAUAGAGAAAAUGCAUUCAAACGUCUUUGUCUUCUACCUUCAUAUGAUCAUAAUUUCCUCUUUAAAAAUGCAUCGGCUUGUUUUCAAUACUGCAAUAAAGAAAGUACACUCAUACGUACCACGCAUAUCUCAUAGCAUGCAUGUGACCUUUGAAGGAAAAGGGCAAGAACUCACCUGAGAGUACAGUCAUUAAUAGAGAACUGUGAACUUAUAAGGCACUAAGGUGAUAAGUUGACAUGAAUAUAGAUAAUAAACUAUAAGGGUUAAGGUCAGAAACUGAAUAUGUGGCUUUGCUAAGGUGAAAAACAAUCAAGAAAGUCUCUUUUUUUUUUUUUUUUUUUUUUUUUUUUUUUCUGCAGUGGGUUGAAGAAUCAGAAGUUUAGAUGAUUGUUCAAAUCAUUUGUUAAUCUGAAAGCGGAGUAAACAGCCAAAGUGAUUUCAUGUGUGAUCUACUGUUUGCAGUGAAGUCGUGGUAACAUGCUGACUUAAAAAAAAAUAUGUAAUGCGUAUAGUAACAUGAUCAAAAGUGUUUACAGUACAUUUGUGGUACGCAAGUGCAUUAAUGGUUGAAGUGCAGGGUUUAUAGUUUCAAAGCAGUAAGGAUAAUGAUGUGAAUUCUGAUUAAAUGUCUCUCAAUGUUUUGUACGCAGAUUCCAUUUAUGAUGCUUCCCUUUAAAACAUGUUUUUGUGCUUUUCAUAUUAAAUCUUUGCCAAUUAUUUCAUUGUUGCCUACAAUAUGGAUUUUCAACAGUGAAAAUUCCCUCCAAAGAAUUAAAAAUGUUUUACGGUCUAACAGGUCCUGUACAUGAAAGAUAUUCUUUGGGUUAUGCAAAUCUGUUUUAAUCUCUUGUCAAAUUUUGAAUUUGACAAGAGAUUAAAAUGAGUAUAUUUAAAUAAAAAGUAUAGUUAAAGUAAAUAAUAAAUGAAUUAUGAAUUGGAGGUGUGGUGCCGACGGUCGGCAUUACUAUUAUUUUGCUCCAUAUUUGGACAAUCGUGUUCUUGUUUAACCUUCUUUGUUUGUGUCUUAUCCCUGUGGCUGAGAUGUGAUUGGGCGAAAGAUAAUUCUUUGUGAAGCUCUGCCUUAAAGUCCACAUAAUAUGUGGCAGGGAAACCAAAUCUACACUUGAAUUUGAAGAUGCUACAAAGUUUAAAAAUAAUCUAACAUUGAGUGUGAGGAUGAGUGUUUUCUGUAUUAGAGUAAAAAGAUGUUGUCGAUGUCAUUUGUAAAAUGAUCGUCCAUUAAGGAUCAUGGGAGACUGUGACUUAAGAGCUCUAGAUGGAAUGAAUAAUGUUCAUGUUUCUCACAAUAAAAUGUUAAUGUCUGUUA
Messenger RNA from Labeo rohita (rohu), 6602 nucleotides. RefSeq names its product U2AF homology motif (UHM) kinase 1 (gene uhmk1). Bases 372 to 1622 code for a protein of 416 amino acids. Gene Ontology annotation, molecular function: ribonucleoprotein complex binding; protein serine/threonine kinase activity; ATP binding. The transcript has 8 exons. Gene Ontology annotation, biological process: positive regulation of translational initiation; peptidyl-serine phosphorylation; regulation of protein export from nucleus. Gene Ontology annotation, cellular component: neuronal ribonucleoprotein granule; nucleus. The record is from RefSeq and is a predicted model, not a curated record. NCBI's taxonomy places the organism in Eukaryota, Metazoa, Chordata, Actinopteri, Cypriniformes, Cyprinidae.